Leucoraja erinaceus (little skate) is the source of this 9200-nucleotide messenger RNA. RefSeq names its product thiamine transporter 2-like. Gene Ontology annotation, molecular function: thiamine transmembrane transporter activity. Gene Ontology annotation, biological process: transmembrane transport; vitamin transport. The record is from RefSeq and is a predicted model, not a curated record. The transcript is spliced from 5 exons. Gene Ontology annotation, cellular component: plasma membrane. The coding region runs from base 6165 to 7637 and encodes 490 amino acids. Lineage: Eukaryota; Metazoa; Chordata; Chondrichthyes; Rajiformes; Rajidae.
AUCAGCUGACAUCUAGAGCAGUGGAUGCAAUAGAUGCGGUUGGAGGAGAUGCAGGUAAACCUCUGUCGCACCUGGAACGACUGCUUGGGUCCUUGAAUGGAAUCGAGGGAGGAGGUAAAACGACACGUGUGUAGCAUCUCUUGCGGUUGCAAGGGAAAGUGCCCGGGGAGGGGGUGUGAAGGGAACAACACAGCAAUUUUGUCUACCUUCGAUUCUCCAGCAUCUGCAGUUCGUUCUUGAACAUGCUUCAUAAAGUGCAAGAAAGGUAUGUUGUUGACAUGCAGAGUUUUUCCAGUGUUUAUAUCUUGUACUCUUCUCCUCUCCAACCAUGCAUAACCCACAAUCUACACAAAUAACAUUAAGGAUUAUCAAUUACCAACUUGCUUUAAAAUUAACUUACAAUCACUUGACUGCAGAUGCUGGAAUUUGGAGCAACAAACAAAGUGCAUGAGGAAUCAUAUUAAUUAUUUUCUUUCUUUAAGCUUUCCCCCCUGAAUUAUAAAAAACUGCAAUAGACCUUGAACCCCAGUGUGUGUCCUUCAAGAAUGUGUAACAAUUUAAAGGUGUUCUAAGUUCUUUAUUUACCUACAGCAAUUAAGUAAUUCCAUUUUGAGCUGCUUAUGAACCUUUCAAGCUAACAAACUGAUAAAACACCACAAUGGUAAAUGGUAAACCUACUCUACGUCUGGUUAACAGGUGGCCACUUUACGAUGUAAUUGUGACCAUGUGCCUGGCCUGAAUGCUAUGUCUAUCUGUGACCCAAUCUAUAAAGAGUGUCCCAAGUGGUGAUCCUGCCUCUGAAGGUGUUAGUUGUUGGUGCCUGAGAUGGCAGCAGGAACAUAAAAGGUAGAUUACAAUUAAAAUACAAAGUACUUGUGCUGUAACACCAGGAUCAGCACUCAACCAAGCAAAACCCAAGCCCAAAGCUAAAGUAGUAUCUAAACUGCUUGUACGCACGGUGGUAAUGACAAAAUCUAACUCCAUAUGCAAUAAUAAGCUACCUACAUGUUAAGCACAUAAAAACUGUUUGUGUAGGUACAGGUAUAUCAUUGGAGUUAUCAAGUGGGCACCUCCCUUCACUGGUGUUUCGUUGAGUUAGGCCCACAACACCUCGGCUCAACAGUUAGUUGUGGCAUCCCAGAACCACCCCCUUCAAUACCUGCUCUCACCACCUAUCCUACCAGUAUCUACUAAAUAACGGAAACUUACACAAAAUACACUUACAAAGAAAUACACAUACCCCAGGUUAUACACUUCCCUUCUGCAGGGACUGAUCAAUAGUGCAUUCAUGUCACCUAAGUGCCAACCUAUGACUAUAUCUAACAAGAGAGAGACUAACUAAAUCCUCUUUACAUUAAUUGACAUUACCACUACGAAAAUGCUUGCCUUCAAAAUCCUUUGUUGUCACUAUUAACUAGAAACUUAAAUAGACCAAUCACAUAUGUACUAUAAGAGAUCAUAUUCUGUGACUAGCCCAUCACCUUCUAAAUCUCAAGGGCCACACUAUUGUUCGCCAGGCAUGUCAGGAUAAGUGCGACAACACUUAACAAUCUAGACACUAGGAUAAUGGCACACCUUUGCCAACUAGCCUGAAUUGUCACAUCGUUCAUUACUGGCGUGCAUACCAUCCAUGAGAUGCACUGCAAAUACUCACCUUGGCUUCUUCAUCCUAAUAUGUGGCCUCUAUCCCUAAGUCAAGUCAAGUCAAGUCAAGUUUAUUUGUCACAUACACAUACGAGAUGUGCAGUGAAAUGAAAGUGGCAAUGCUCGCGGAACAACAAAACAACCACACAAAUUAUAAACACAAUCAUAACACACAUAUUCUUUUACAUAAUAAAUAAUUGAAGGAAAAACGUUCUGUACAGUUAGCCCCUGGUGAGAAAGGCGUUUACAGUCUGAAUUGCCUCUGGGAAGAAACUCCUUCUCAACCUCUCCGUUCUCACUGCAUGGCAACGGAGGCGUUUGCCUGACCGUAGCGGCUGGAACAGUCCGUUGCAGGGGUGGAAGAGGUCUCUCAUGAUUUUGUUUGCUCUGGAGUUGCACCUCCUGUUGUAUAGUUCCUGCAGGGGGGUGAGUGAAGUUCCCAUAGUGCGUUCGGCCGAACACACUACUCUCUGCAGAGCCUUCUUGUCCUUGGCAGAGCAAUUCCCGAACCAGAUGGUAAUGUUCCCAGACAAGAUGCUUUCCACCGCCGCUGCGUAGAAGCACUGUAGGAUCCUCGGAGACACUCUGAAUUUCCUCAAUUGCCUGAGGUGGUAAAGGCGCUGCCUUGCCUUACUCACCAGUGCUGAGGCGUGUGAUGACCAUGUCAUAUCCUCAGAGAUGUGGACUCCCAGAUAUUUAAAACAGUUCACCCUAUCCACAGGAUCCCCAUUUAUACUCAAUGGAGUGUACGUCCUCGGAUGAUGUGCCCUCCUAAAGUCCAUGAUCAGCUCCUUCGUUUUUUUGAUGUUCAAGAGGAGGCUGUUCUCCUGGCACCAGAGUGCUAGAUCAGCCACCUCCUCCCGGUAGGCCCUCUCAUCAUUAUCUGAGAUCAGGCCCACCACCACAGUGUCAUCAGCAAACUUAAUUAUUGAAUUGGAGCUGAACCUAGCCACACAGUCAUGUGUGUACAGGGAGUACAAUAGGGGGCUGAGGACGCAACCCUGGGGCGAUCCUGUGCUCAGGGUGAGGGACUUCGAUGUCUAAGGAAGGCAAGCAUAGCAAAAGCAUGGGAAAAUCACCAUCCUGAUUUGGAUAUCCUUCAUCAUUAAAACCGUGCAACAUCUGACCCAACAUCACGGUCCUUCCAUAAGUUUGUGUAUAGCCCGAUUCACUUCAACCAACCUCCCUUCCAUUGAUUCCACACUGCUUUAGCAUAGCCACCAGAAUAAUCAAGGAUGAGUCUCACUCCGGUCACUCCCUCUUCUCCCCUAUCCCAUCAGCUAAGAGGUACAGAAGCGUGAAAACACACACCUCCAGAUCCAGGAACAGUUUCUUCCCAGCAGUCAUCAGGCAACUCAUCCAUCCUAUCCACAACUAGAGAGCAGUCCUGAGCUACUAUCUACCCUCAGACGAUCUUUAAUCAGACUUUACUGGACUUUGUCUUGCACUGAAUGUUAUUCCCUUUGUCAUGUAUCUGUAUACUGGAUGGGUCGAUUGUAAACAUGUUUAGUCUUUUGAUGAACAAAUGAAAAAGUGCUCUGGAUGAACAGCAAUCUCCCUCUCCCCCUCCCCCUCCCCUCCCAUUCUCUCUCUCUCUCUCUCUCUCUCUCUCCCUCUCCCUCUUUCUCUUUCAGGAAUCAUUGAAUGAUUCUUCCUUCGUCGCACUUUGGAACCACCAAACUGUGAGCAAAGAUCCCAGUGAUGUCACACAUGCUUUUCAUAUGAGGGCACUACCUUGUAAGCAGAGUGCUGUACAAUGCUCCCAUGUCUGCAUCCUUCACUGUCUCUUUCCCCCUAUAUUUUUUUUCAUCUAAUAUGCAGGCAUUUCCUCUAACAAGUAAUCACAAACACCCGCCUAAAUUAACAUCAACUAGAAGUAAGAAUGUGUGUCAGAUAGCCUUUCACACGUGAUAUUCUGGACAUCAUCCAAUGCUUUUCUCCCAUAUGUAUUGAACUUGUAUUUUGAAGUUCAAUUACAUGUGAUGGGACUGAGUACAAGGGUGCAGCACUAAUAUCGUUUUAUCUGGCUUCACUGCCUCCAAGAGCCAACUGGCCUGCUGAGGCAGAUAACGUCACCCUGGGUCACAAAUACAAAUCCAUGCUUUGGCCACAAGCCAACCCAGGGCCUCAGUUCCAAUUAAAAACAAAAUAAGCCACAUUUAAAAGAAAGAUCUGAGUCGAUCUACAGAAUGAACAACCAGUAUAUUGAUAUAGGCAACGAGACAGUGUAUAUCAUACAACAGAAAUCAAGUUUCUAUGCAGUGUUCUCACACAUUGAUAGAAAGUAUAUCAUUAAGCAAAAGGGAAAGUUGCUUUGGUGGAAUCCAGUUGAUAUGAAUGGAGCAAUUGAUUAUUGGCUGAAUUACAGUUCUUUGUCACUUUACUUGUUCCGGAUUGAAAUACUCAGGUCCUAUUUCUCCUGGCCCUAUCCAAAACAUGUGUUUGCUGGAAAUUGUACUUGUGAAGAAGGAGUUCAAUCAAUAGUAACACUGCACAAAGUGCUGAAGGAACUCAGUGGGCCAGGCAGCAUCCGUGGAGGGAAUGCACAGAUGACAAUUUGGGUUGGGACCCUUCUACAGGCUGCAGAUUUCAGAUCUAUCUGCUGUUUCUCGUGUGUCUAUAAUGACGCUGUUAGCGUGCCGGAUAAAUUGGGCGGGGAGGUUGUUUCCACAAGAAACCACCACGCACCUCCAUUAAUAAAUAUCUUUCUUCAACACAUGCUGUUAUCUCUUUAAUGGUCAAUUAUCUCACAAUCACAAGUCAUGAAGAUGCCUUCUCCACUGUAAUGGGUCCCACAAUCAAAUGUUGUGGUUCUGACAAGUAGUGUACUACUCUUCAUCCUUAUUUGUGCUACUGUGUAAGUCUCACACAGACUCACAUUGUCUCCCAAGUAUUUCAUAAAUAAUGUUCCCCUACACUGCUACUUAAAACCAAUGUGCUUUCUCCUUUAUUCCUCAUUCCUAUGCAGGGCAUUUCAACCUGCAACAUUAAGUUUGUUUCUCUUUCUACUGUACUUUUUUUGCCUGACCGGCUGAGUGUUUCCAGCAUUUUUUGUUUUUAUUUCAGACUUUCAACAUCGGAAGGGGAUUUGAAUUUCAUUGUAUGAACGUCACCAGUUUUCCAAGGAGUGAAAGUUCUCAAGGAACUUCAGGCAUUGGAGUAGGUUGUCUGGCAGCAGUGGAUACUGUAAUACCUAGGUCAAAGAACCCCCUACCUCAGAUAAAGAGGAAAAAGUGAAUAAAAUUACGGACAUGAAAGUGUCGCACCGUGUCCAUGGUAAACAACACUCAUCCAUUUGGUUUCAGAAUAAAAACACCAUCCAUGAAGACCAGGUUUUAAUUAUAGGUGAUUCUUGCCUGUUCCUUGGUAUACAGAUGGCACAGUGGUGCAGUUGGUCACACAGUCACACUGUCACACAGCGCCAGAGACCUGGGUUUGAUCCUAUCCUUGGGUGUUGUCUGUACAGAGUUUGUACAUUCUCCCUGUGACCUCGUGGGUUUCCUCCAGGUGCUCUGCUUUUCUCACACAUCCCAAAAUCGUGUGGGUUUGUAAGAUAACCGGCCUCUGUAAAAAUGUCCCAUACGUGUUGGGAGUUGAUGAGCAAGUAGGUUAACAUAGAACUAGUAUGAAUGGGUGAGCGAUGGUUGGUGUGGACUCGAUGGGUCGUAGAAUCUGUUUCCAUGCUGUAUCUCUAAAAAUAAAAAUAAAACUGAGGUUAAAAAUAAGUCAAAUGCAUCCAGCUAACUCCGUCAGAAGUAUAGACAAAAAUUGCUGGUGUAGUUCAGCGGGUCAGGCAGCAUCUCUGGAGAGAAAGGUCGGGUGACAUUACAACAUUAUAGGUCGGCACCCUUUUUCAGACUGAAAGUAGGGGGGUGGGGGGGAAGAGCUGGAGGCGACAAAGGACCAGUUCCGAUCGGGGCCGGCUGACAGAAGUAUGUUCAUUAGUAGAACUCUACCAGCUUACCGCUGCUAAAUUACUUGAUGGUUAUUAAUUAACAUAAAAAGAAAUGCAUGCUCAUGUUGCUGGCCUGACUGUAUUGGUUCAAGGUUCACUAUAGCCUGUUCACUGCCAAGAUUCUUUUCACUUGUAUACUCUGACCUGAAAAUACCCUGGGUGGCACUGACAGGUUAAUCUCCAUAUUUCCUUAUGAUAUUAAAGAAGGCCAUUUGGCCUCACAGUUCACAAAUUUGUGAUUAAGCAAAUGAUUUUAAGUAGAAACAUGAAGCAUAAUAUUGAUCUGGCGAUAUCUGAUCGUACCCGAUACACUGCAGACAGGUCUAAAUAUUCAUUAACUUAUUUCUGUCGCGAUUAUGCUGAUAUUUGAACUGUGGAGACUAGCAGGAUUGAGCAUGCUUCCAAUGUGUUUAAAGUCCAUGCUUAGGUGAUAAGCCUUUUGAUUACAAUGUAAUUCAGCAGCCGCAAACCUGUACAGUCUAAGCACUUGGAGAUAGGCACAAAGUGCUGGCGUAACUCAACGGGUCAUAACACUUGGAGAACGGAUUAGCUCCUGCCUGGAGCAAUGAUAAAAUACUGUAAAUCCAUGGACUGCUGCAAACCAGUGAAUAGCAAUAAAUGGCUAUACCCCACGCUGCUUCUUUGUGUCUAUGGAUUCUUCUCAACAAUGAGACCUUCGGAGCCUUUUUUAACACCCUAUCUUGUUGGACCUGACAAAAAUUUAACCAUUGACCAGGUUACAAAUGAAAUAUUUCCAGUAUGGACCUACUCUUACAUGGUAGUAUUGAUCCCUGUCUUCUUGGUCACAGAUUAUCUCAGAUAUAAACCUAUCAUAAUCUUACAAGGAAUGAGUUUUAUUACUACUUGGCUAAUGCUCCUAUUUGCGCAGGGGGUCCUGGCCAUGCAGUUUUUAGAACUCUUCUUUGGCAUUGUGUCUGCAACUGAAGUAGCUUAUUACUCAUAUAUUUACAGUGUUGUCGAUCCAGACCACUACCAAAAAGUGACCAGUUACUGUCGGAGCGUUACGUUGGUUGCAUACACCCUAGGCUCCAUUCUCGGACAGGUUUUAGUCUCAGUUGGGAAUGUAUCCUACUUCAUUCUAAACGUGAUUUCACUGGUUUCAGUGUCGCUGGCCUUCCUUGCUUCCUUCCUCCUACCAAUGCCCAAAAGAAGCAUGUUCUUCCACAAGAAAGAAGCCAAAGACAAUCAGGUCCUGCCAUCUACUGAAGACGUCAAGCCUGCCUCCGGAAAUAUUUGUCCUCAGAAUGAUCUAGACACAGCAGCCACCUCACAUUGUCCAGCCAGCUCGCGUGAAGGUGUCCCUAGUCUGGUGAAAGCAACCGAACGCAAGGGCAUGAUGAAGGAUCUCUUUCAACUGUGUUCUGAUUUCAAGGAAAGCUAUUCCUCUCCAAAAAUUAUCUACUGGUCUGCAUGGUGGGCAUUGUCCACCUGUGGGUACCUGCAAGUUGUCAAUUAUAUCCAGGUGCUGUGGGAUUACGUUGAACCAUCCCAAAGAAACACGGCAUACAAUGGCGGCGUGGAAGCUGUGUCGACCUUUAUGAGUGCUGUCAUGUCCUUUGCUGUUGGCUUUGUAAAGGUGGAUUGGGCAGUGUGGGGAGAACUGGCCCUUGGCAUCUUCUCAGUGGUGGAUGCUGGUGCUUUAUACACUAUGGAUCGUGCAAACAAUAUCUGGGUUUGUUAUGCCAGUUACAUUGCUUUCAAAGCAUCCUACUUCUUGUUAAUUACCAUAGCCACGUUCCAAAUAGCAACUAACCUGAGUGUGGAGCGCUACGCCUUAUUAUUUGGGGUAAAUACCUUUGCGGCUCUACUUCUGAGCCUGCAACCCAUGUUUGGUUUUAUUUUGCAGUUCCUUGUUUAUGGGACAUACUUUGCUGCCAUAGCAGGACUUUUCCUCAUCAGAGGAAUGUACACCUUUUAUCAAAGUCGACAGAAAAGAACUCAGCAGGAUGGGUCAGAGGUCAUCAAUGAAAACACUUCACCUUCUGGAACUGAGACAUACCUUGCAGAACGAUUUUGACAUUUUGUCCAUUGAAAAGUGUUGGACUUUUGUUGUUACAAUUUCUCGCUCAAUCCUCUUGGUCAGGUGGCUAGAACAUUUGUCCAGGGAUAUCUGCAAAGAUCACAUUCAAUUAGUUACUCAUUAAGAAGAUAAAGGACCAUUCAUGGGAUUCAAUCCAAUGCAGGAAAUCGGUUAUUUAGAGUGUUUAAACACAUUCCUUUCAGCCAAGGGUGUUUUAUUGUUAGAUACUAGACAAAGUGGGACCCAUUGGGUCCAGUCCCCUCAACACGCGGUUGCGUGGGGAGGGGGUGGCCUGCGGCAUCACACACACACUGACCAACCCCUCGCCACACACACUAACCAUCCCCAUUGAUAUUAUAUUAAUAUUAUUUAUUCACUCCUUUUACCCCAUCCCCCGCCCUAUCCACUCACGUAUAGCCCCUAACUCACAGGUGCAGCUAGAGAGGGACAGGGGCACAGAGAGGGACACAGAGAGGGACUGUACGUACGCAUGUAAUUGCGCCCAACACUCGCUCGACCGUCUCGGAUCAAUGCGACCACGAGGUUGCGUAAUUUGCGUGCCAAGGGCACGUAAGUGGGACAGGCCCUUUAGUCUUAACGAUGAGAAACAAUUGUUGUGGUACCACUCAAGCCCGGCACGCCCAGGUUCAUUCUCUCCACCGCCAUCCUGUAAAAAAAAACAGGUUCAUAGAUCCUUGGUUUCCCCUUCCUGAAGGCAACAAUCAGCUCCUUGAUCUUGCUAGCAUUGAAAGCAAGAUUGUUGUUGUUCUGGCACCAUUCAAUCAAAUGUUCAAUCUCCCUCCUGCACUCUGACUCAUCAUUAUCCGUUAUUCAUCCGUUAACGCUGGUGUCAUCAGUGAAUUUGAUGAUGAUGUUGGAACAGUGUCUGGCAGUAUGGUCAUGGGUUUCAAGAGAGUUGGUAGCACCUAAGCACACAGUCUUAUGGUGCUCCUGCAUUGAUAGUUAUCGAUGAGCAAAUCUUGUUGCCAAUUCAUACUGACUGUGGUCUGUGUUAAGUAAACCAGAAGAUCCAAUAAGCAGAGACACAGUUCUUUGAGUUUCAUGGUAAGUUUCAAAGCGAUGACCAUGCUGAAUGCUGGGCUGUAGUCAAUGAACAACAGCAAUGAACAACAGGGACAUCCAGCUGAAUAGACCAAGCUUCAAGCCAAGACCCAACAUGGUUUAGGUCACAUAUAAGCCACUGCCCAGGCAGUCAAAAUGAACAGUUGUUGAAAUCCUGCUCAAUGUCUUUGAGAUACGCAAACCUUCAAAAAUAGUAAGAUAUUUAAAAAUGCAAAAAAAAGCUUUAGAUUUAGAACAAAAUUAAAAAUAAUAAGGCAUUAGGAAUAACACCUGGCUGAGUGGUACCACAACAAUUGUUUACUCAUCGUUAAGACAAAAGAACUGAUUGUCGAUUUCGGAAAGAGGAAGAGAAGAUCACACACCUCUUGAUUAAAAAAUACAUGAUGUGCUGGAGUAACUCAGCGGGUCAGGCAGCAUCUCUAGAGAACUACUGAUGCUCCAGUUUGGGACCUUUCUUCAUACUUCUUGUGGUGGGAA